AUGGCUCGCACGCGGAGAACGCGUCAAGCUGCCGACACUGCUCCAGCCGGCGUGCCCGCCGACGACGACUCUGAACAGCAGCAGACGCAACAACAGCAACCAUCCACCACUCGUGGCCGCACACGAACCACCCGCGCCGCUGUUCCUAAACAACCAGAAUCCGUCGAGCCCGCGCCCGCGCCCGCCCGCCACACGAGUGUCGACUCGGUCGAGAUCGGCCGGCGCGCUCUCGAGACACCGUCCGCGGCGCGCCGCGACACGACCGGGCUGGACCUCGCCGACGACAGCAUCUUUGGUGACCUGGGCGACAGCUUCGCCGACGGCGAGGUGCCCGACCUGGAGCGGGAGCCGCGCUCGGCGUCGACGACGCGCUCGUGGAGCACCUUCAAGCCGCGCUCGCGACAGUCGAGCGUGGUGGGCCGCACGGACGGUCCGAUCCGUCCCAGCAGCCGUGGCGGCGCCGGCGCGCACAACACCUCGGCACUGACGUCGUCGUUCAAUAUUGGCGCGUUCCGCAGGCGCGCGCGUGAACCCAGCAUCCUCGGUGCCAGGGGGGCAGGGACUGGGCCUCGCUCGGAGACGUCGGGCCGCGGCGCGCAGUCGGACCUGGAGAGCGACGGCGAGGAGAACUUUGCUCCAGAUGCGGAGUCGACGCCACUGCACACGAGACGCCGCACGCGGGCUAGCCUGGCGUCCAACGCUGCCGUGACCAGCACCAGCAGCAACAGAAGAGAUGUCUCGGCACAGGCGAGCGCGACCACGGCACGCACGACGAGGAAGCGCAAGAGCGAGGUGGAGGCGGCCGAGGAGGAGGAGCGCGUCACCAAGACGACGAGGACGGAGGAGUCGGACAGCAGCGACUCGGAUCUGUCCGAGCUGGCGUCGCCGCACAUGCCGCCGUCGACGCCCGUCCGGCAGCGGGCGAUGACGCCGGUCAACAUGGACGAGAUCAACGCGCCGCCGGCCAGCAGCGGGUCCGAGGACGAGGGCGGCGCCUGGCCCGACAUCCACGCGCUCGCGAAGCGCCGUCGCCGUCCCUCAUUCAUGACGCCACUGCGGGCUGGCGCCAAUGACGACGACGACAUCCUGUCGGACAUUUCCUCGCCGCCGUCGUUGACGCACUCUCCCAACUAUUCGGGCCGGGCGGGCGGCCGCGGACGCUCCACGGUACCGCAGCCAAAGCCCCUGACGACGGCGGACCUGGCCAACCUGCUGCCGAAGAGAAGAUACAAGAAGACGCGCGAGGAAGGCGACGGCAGCGACGAGGAGGAGGAGGAAGAGGAGGAGGUGGUGGAGGAGGUGCCGGUGACGCGCACGCGCGGUGGUCGAGUCAGCCGCCCGCCGAGCAGAGGGCCGUCGGCGUCGGGGCGCAGCAGCAACCAGCGCGCCACUCGCAGCGCGUCCAAGCACAAGACCUACGGGCGUCGGUGGUCGGAUAAGGAAAACGACAACGGCGAGGGGGAGGGGGACGGUGAGGAGGAGAGCGACAGCCAGUUCCAGCCGGUCGCGGACGACACGUUCGGGGACACGACGGAGGCGGCGGGUCCCCCGGACUUCCAAGCCGUCGAGGAGCUGAGGCGCGCGACGAAAAAGUUUAGCGAGGUGGACAAGUGGCAGCUCGAGUACGAGGAGGUGAGGAAGAGCCCGUCGCCGCAGGGAGCGAGAUAG
Molecule: messenger RNA, 1668 nt
Organism: Cordyceps fumosorosea ARSEF 2679
Lineage: Eukaryota; Fungi; Ascomycota; Sordariomycetes; Hypocreales; Cordycipitaceae
Exons: 1
Coding region: 1-1668 (555 amino acids)
Source: RefSeq, a predicted model, not a curated record